Messenger RNA from Carassius auratus (goldfish), 937 nucleotides. Its product is annotated as zinc metalloproteinase nas-4-like. Gene Ontology annotation, molecular function: metalloendopeptidase activity. Bases 130 to 447 code for a protein of 105 amino acids. Gene Ontology annotation, biological process: proteolysis. The transcript has 3 exons. NCBI's taxonomy places the organism in Eukaryota, Metazoa, Chordata, Actinopteri, Cypriniformes, Cyprinidae. The record is from RefSeq and is a predicted model, not a curated record.
UUUAUCGCCAAAGAGCAAGCCCUAAGCGUUCAAUUGUAUGGGGUCAAUUCGCAAACAAACAUUUUUGGGGAUUUUCUUGUAAUUUAUAUUUUGGAGUUUAUGGUAAAUAUAUGACUUUAUUUGCUUAACAUGAUACAGGUAGGAUUUCACACUGAAACACUUUUUUCCGUAUUUCAUGUCCCUUUUUUAACCAGUUAUGACAGAUCAGUGAUUGUGAACAAUCACUCCAAAAACUGCAUCCGCUUUGUGGUCAGAUCAACUCAGGCCGACUACAUCAGUAUUGAGAAGAAAGAUGGGUGCUACUCUUCUCUUGGCAGAACUGGUGGCAAGCAGGUGGUCUCCUUCAACACGGCAUCGAUCAGCAUGAGCUCAGUCAUGCCCUGGGCUUCUACCAUGAGCAAACCAGGAGAAGUUGUGACCAGUACGUCAAGAUCAUCAAGAUCAUAAAUGCAACAUUUUCUCAUGAGAGCCAGAUUCAUAUUAAAGAGGACAAGAUUUCAUUAGUCAUCUUUUUCUCAUCGUUCAUUAUUUAAAACAAAUCCAAUUAAAUAACUAAAAGAAAAUAUAGAUUUUAAUUUUUUCGAUAAAAGCCUAAAUGUUGUUAUUUUAGGUUUCUGUUAUAGUUUCACUGGUAGAUACCAGAUAGAUAUAGUAAGCACAAGUACAUUAUGUGUACAUUUUCAUUAUUAAACAUUGUGUUGGAGAGAAGUCGUCUUCCAUCACUGUUUUUAUUAUGUUCUUAUUGCUCUUAUGCAUUUUAUAAUAUUUACAUAGGGCUUGCUGGUUGAUGGCAGGGUCUUAAAGGAAGGAUAAAUUAGAAGGGGAGCUCUAAUUUUAGCUAAAUUUAUGGAAAUGUUUGUGAAAAAUUAUGUAAAAUUAUUUUUUACACACUCACACCGAGAGUAUGGAAAAUGGAGCACAGCUGGAGGAAAACAAA